AUGGCAGAUUGGACUAUGCUUCCAAAGGAACUCCUGCAAUUAAUAUCUGAAAAACUCAACAGUGAAUUCUACCGCAUUCGCUUUCGUUCUGUCUGUUCCACGUGGAGAUUUUCUAUACCAAAACCUUACAACCCUUUUCCCUUCUAUCUUCCGCAAUUCCCUGACUCCAGUAGUUCUUCUAUUUACUCCAGGGAUUCUGAUAUCCACAAACUCGACAAACACAACAUCUUUAUCCUCAAACCGCCCACAACACCAAACCAACAAACUCUAUACCGCCCUUGGUUGGUCAGAAUCAGUCCAACUUCAUCCGGAAAGUUCAACCUAUGGCACCCCCUUUCACGUAACAGUCUUAAUAUACCUUAUGAUUCGAGUGUGCUAGACAUCAGUCAACUCUCUGUCUUCGAUAUCGCACAGAUGUAUGAUUUGUCUACCCCUGUUGCCGUCUUUCAUGGGGAAGAGUUUAUGGGUUCUGUUGCCACGUUUCAAGGGGAAGAGAUUCUGGAUAUUGUCACACAAGGGUACUCCGGGGAGAUGGUGAUGCUCCGUCAUGGAGACGAUAGUUGGAAACAGAUCCCCAAUGAGGCACAUUUCUACCAUGAUAUUUGCAUUUUUAAAGGCCGGCCUUGUCUGGCAGACGGAACCGGCCGGACUGUGAUGAUCGGAUCAAAUUUGAGCGUUCAUUUGGUGGCUGAGCCAGUGUAUGGUGGUUAUCUCUAUGGUGACAUUAAAAUUAUGGUGGAAUAUGAGUCUGAGUUAUUGCUAGUUCACAAACAAGGAUAUCAUCAUCGUGGAGAUCUAAGGAUUGAUGUGUUUAGGGUUGACCAGAAAGAGAAAAAGUGGUUGAGAUUGGCAAAUUUAGGGGAUACAGUUGUGUUUUUUGGGCAAUGUCAUUCGUUCACUGCUUCUGCUUUGGAUUUGGGUUUUGACAAAGGGAAUUUUGUGAUUCAUUUUAACAAUAACGAUAUGAGUAUUUUUCACUUGGACCAACGGCAGAAUUCGCUUUUGUCUGAUUAUCCAGAUUAUUUGAAGUUGUUCUGGCCACCUCCCGAGUGGAUCAUUAGUAGGUGUUUGUAA
Messenger RNA from Vicia villosa (hairy vetch), 1074 nucleotides. Its product is annotated as F-box protein SKIP23-like. The record is from RefSeq and is a predicted model, not a curated record. Gene Ontology annotation, molecular function: protein binding. The transcript has a single exon. Bases 1 to 1074 code for a protein of 357 amino acids. NCBI's taxonomy places the organism in Eukaryota, Viridiplantae, Streptophyta, Magnoliopsida, Fabales, Fabaceae.